Molecule: messenger RNA, 1224 nt
Organism: Talaromyces rugulosus
Lineage: Eukaryota; Fungi; Ascomycota; Eurotiomycetes; Eurotiales; Trichocomaceae
Exons: 4
Coding region: 1-1224 (407 amino acids)
Molecular function (GO): oxidoreductase activity
Source: RefSeq, a predicted model, not a curated record
AUGGGUUCUACGUUGGUUCAAAGCUCCACCGACUACUCUCAUCUUCCGAAGACUGAGUUUCGUACCAAUUUGGAAACGAAGCCGAAGUCUAAGGAUUUCCCUGAUGGCAUCAAAACCACAGGACAACAGCCCCCUCUUUAUGAAGAGAUAAGGCCCUACGCAGAUUUCCCAAAGGCCAUAACAGGUCCUACCGCAUGGACGAAAGACCAGUUCUCUGGGUCUCCCGAGAAAGAGACUCUGUGGAAACGUCCCUUCACAGAGCAGGAGUUGGAGGAGCUGAGCAUUGCUGCGGAUCUAUACCUCGCAAGUGGUCGCUCUUUGACCGAAAUGAGCAAGGAACACUUUCCACUGCCUAAGCUAGGCACACAUCUCGAGGAAGUUCGCGAUGACCUAAUCAACGCUCGAGGCUUUACCUUGUUCAAAGGCUUCCCUGUUCGAACAUGGGGACUACAAAAGUCUGCUACAGCCUAUAUGGGUAUGGGUGCACACUUCGGCCAUGUUACGAGCCAGAAUGGCAGAGGGCACAUCUUAGGUCAUGUCAAGGACCUAGGUGAAAAUCCUGCUGAUUUCCACAAAGUUCGACUUUACCGAACUACUGCUAGGCAAACCUUCCACGCUGAUCCAGCCGAUAUCGUCGGGCUUCUCUGCCUGAAUACUGCACUCGAGGGUGGUGAGAAUGACGUUGUGUCGGGUCAUCGUGUCUGGAAUAUCAUGCAGGCCGAGCGUCCGGAUAUCGCUGAGCUGCUGACACGGCCCAUCUGGUACUUUGACCGGAAAGGCGAAGUCAGCAUAGGCCAGGAAGAGUAUAUCCGGUGUGCCAUCUAUUAUAUUGAAAGAGACAAUGGCCGAGUCUACUCGAAGUUCGAUCCCAACUAUGUCAGGUCGCUGAGUCGAUUUUCGGACAAGGGGAUUAUUCCUCCACUUUCUCCAGAGCAAAAAGAAGCGAUCGAAUACUUCGACCAGCUAUGCCUGCAGGAGUCGAUUCGAAAUGUUCUGGAGGUUGGGGAUGUACAUUUCAUGACCAACAACCACCUUUUCCACUCGCGGACUAGCUAUAAGGACCAUCCAUCGCCAGCCCCCCGUCGGCACCUUCUACGACUCUGGGUUUCUACACCCGAAAGCGAAGGUGGCUGGAAGCUGCCUUACCAUGACAGCAAUUGGAACAAGAGAGGCGGUAUUCAAGUAGAUGAUCGCCCAGCGAAGGUGCUGUUCCAUGCUGAUUAG